UGGUUUUCAAUGAGUCCGCCUAGCAACAGGAUUUGAAGGAGAGUCGAGAUAACGGAGCUGCGAGAUUGUGUGAUUUAAAGAGUACUUAUAGACGUGAAAGCAAUAUUUCUCGGUGUUUUAGGUGGUAUAACGAUGGUUUCACAUUCUCUGACUUUGCCGAUCAUCUGUUUCACCACCCUGUGGGGGCUGGUGGGCUGUGUAGCGCCCUGGUUCGUACCGAAAGGGCCCAACCGGGGUGUUGUCAUCACAAUGUUGAUCUUGACGGCAGUAUGCUGCUACCUAUUCUGGUUGAUAGCGAUCCUGGCCCAGGCAAACCCUCUGUUUGGACCACAGCUGAAAAACGAAACCAUCUGGUACUUGCGGUACUACUGGGAGUAAGCACUGGUAUGACAUUGCCUAUGUGGGGUCAGCUCUUCCCUUUCCAUUCCACUGGACUCGGUUUUAAUUUGACGUUCACCCCAGCAUCUCCCACAGCUACGUUGCAGAAGUGGAACCCAUAACAACCGGAACGGCCAUAAAGAUGACCACAGGCUCCAACAAAGAUGACAAGAGGCUCAUCAUUCCACCUGGAGACUGGGCUUCUCUGCAGUGAUUCCUCAAAUUCCAGGCAGAACAACUGUUUCUACAUACUCAUCUUUUUUAUGAUCUGUAUACCUUGUAUACCGUGCAUUGCCAGAAACAGCCAUACAGAUAGUAAAUGAUUACAUACAAGGACUUAAAAAUGAAGUGGUCUGCAAUUUAAAUGUCAGGAUCCUAAGUUAAAGGUCAAGGUUUCCCACAAGAAUUCUAUCAAGUCAUUCCACUGGAGUGGGAAGAUAACAGUGUCAACAGUAAAGUCUAAGUGUAGUAAAGUGUAGAUGAAGUAAACGUUUAUAGUUGUUUGUGCACACGUUUAUCUCAUCUUUUCAAUGACCACAUUGCAUAGUAAUAAUAAAAAUGUAUUAGAUCAAUUAUUUAUUUUUAACUUAAUUUAAUUUAUGCCUGUAGAUGAACUGUAUUUGUGUUUUUUUUUAUUUAUUUAUUGAUGUGGAUUUCUAGGAUAAUGUUUAAGGUAAGACAAAUGAGCCUUAAAGGCUACGGGACCUGAGUAUCUCGCUUCAGUACAUCCAGUACACUAUCCAUCCUGGGUUCUGUCUGCCCACCCAAAACUGUAUUCCACACAGGUCUAUAGGAGCCACACUACUGCUGUCAAUCUCAACAUUCCAGCUGCUGCAAGUCAGUGCCUAUUCUCCUGAGCUUUGUUCUCUGACUGCUAAAUUGGUUGUCUGCAGUUUAGCCCUUUAACUCAGCCAUUGAAAUUGAAUUUAGACAAAAAUACACCUGCAGACUCCUUUAACUGACACUUCACAGAGCAAACAUUGAGAAAAUCUGGAGUUCGUGUUUCAUACUUGCGAGAUAUACUAUAGCAUCCUUUAGUGAACAUGCCUCAACCCCAUUCAUGACAUACAAAGGUUUAAUGCUGUGGACCUUGUUCUCUAUUGGAAAGUCAGGCUGUCCUACUAUUAUUCAGCAGAUACCUCUGCGUGAAACUGCUUUUAUAGAGGCCUAAACAAUCUUAAACCCACAUCUUGCCACCUUUGAAGGGAAUAGUAACUAGAAUGAGGAUGCCACUGCAAGCCGUGUGUGUUAAUUACAGAUGGCAGUUUGUCUGGACUGGGAGAUACAAAGCACCUACUGGGAAAGUCCUUUGAAAAACCUGGGUUAAGAAUCUUUUACUUCUUACUCCUUGUAUUUUGAAAUUAUGUGACUGUCGUAUAAAAUGUGUUUAAAACUGAUGAUGCAGUUGCUUUCAGGAGCACCUUGGAACUAAGCUUAGCCACACGGGAAUGAGCAAUUGAUCCAUUGACAAAAAGAUGUUAAUAUUUAAUUUAUGUUAGAAUGAUAAAUGUGAAAUAAAUUCGGAUUAAUGGAAUUGGUUCCAAAUUGUUGGUGAUUUGAUACAAUUCACUGCAUCGCUAAAACCUGUGUCACGGGAAAUUAAGUCUCCUGCUUGUCAUAUAUUUCUUUUGAUUUUAUUGCUUUUCAUGUGGGAACUGCAAUGACAGGGAAUAUAAUGACUUGAGCAUCACAUAUUGAUGUAUUGUAUGGCAUGCAUAAAUAUAAGACUGAACUUUGACAAAUGCAACUUCUAUCAUCAAAUGUGUAAUUCACUGUAUAUAUGCUAGUAAUGUGAUGUUUUCUGUGUUUGAACAUUUUCCUGUUCAUACAUGCUAGACUUGCCCAUGCUUGAUAGACAGCCCCACCUCUCAUACAGUACAGUGCAAAUGAAACACUUGGAACCGCUGGUCUGGAGGAAUCUGUUAUUUGUAGGAAAACAGUGUUUUACCUUGAUGGAGAUUAAAAUCUAAACAGGAAAUUAAGUAAUGGGAGGUUGGAGAGAUUUUAAAGACCCUGCAUCUCUGUGAACAAAUGUUGUUGGUUUGCUAUGUCAUAGUAUGUUAGCAACACCAUGAUUAACACAAUGAAAAAUAAAUUCUUGCUUACCUGUU
Lepisosteus oculatus (spotted gar) is the source of this 2489-nucleotide messenger RNA. RefSeq names its product ATPase H+ transporting V0 subunit e2 (gene atp6v0e2). Gene Ontology annotation, biological process: proton transmembrane transport. Gene Ontology annotation, molecular function: proton-transporting ATPase activity, rotational mechanism. Gene Ontology annotation, cellular component: proton-transporting V-type ATPase, V0 domain. Lineage: Eukaryota; Metazoa; Chordata; Actinopteri; Semionotiformes; Lepisosteidae. The record is from RefSeq and is a predicted model, not a curated record.